Messenger RNA from Rhodofomes roseus, 1021 nucleotides. RefSeq lists its product as uncharacterized. The coding region runs from base 170 to 919 and encodes 249 amino acids. The transcript is spliced from 2 exons. The record is from RefSeq and is a predicted model, not a curated record. NCBI's taxonomy places the organism in Eukaryota, Fungi, Basidiomycota, Agaricomycetes, Polyporales, Fomitopsidaceae.
GACAAGCUCUGUGAUAUCUGCUGUCUGAUGUACUGUGCUCUCUGACACUGUCUGGGACUUUCUGAGGUCAAAUGAAAUGAUCUGAUGAACAGCCAAGUCUGGAGUCCCCUGAGGCCUCUGACGGUUGGCUCUCAGACACACAUACCAUCAGAGAUUGCACGUUUUCCUGAUGCAACGAGAUCCUGAAGAAUCAACAAGUAAGAAGCACGGCUGGUCAAGAUCGCUUACAACGAUGGUGCGAAUCAGAUGCAAAGGCCCUAACUGGCAAUUCCUUGAACGCUGCGACUACGGCUGCAGCUUCAGCGAAGAAGGUCUGCCUGAUUGUUUCGGACGAUGGGUCUCAUUUGCUGACACAAAUGCAUGCCAGAUUUUGAAGAAACGUCAGCAGUGCUUCAAGAAAGCAGGUGUUGUGCACGCCGAGGACCUUGCACAUGGUCAAGUGUCGGACCUGCGACCUUUGCAAGUUGGCGAUUUCGGCAUUGUGGUUGGAGAGGACGGUUCAAUAGUGAUUGCCGAAGUCAUCACGAUCUAUUCGAAGACUGGCGGUAAGAACGGCAAACAUGCGCACGUCGAUAAUGCAGUCAAUAUUGGCGCGGUGUCAAAUAUUGCAGUACAGCUGUUCGAGUACAGCUUUAACACUCAAUUCCGCGCACUUACGAAGGCGACCUCCGCCUUCCAGACGCAUAAUUUCGCGCUGUUACCAUCAGUGCAGUUCCUGUGCCUUCUCCGCCACAAACCUCACUCAGCUUCGGGCCCAUUCGGCGCGAUCACCGUUGAUAUGCACGUACAAGAUCUUCCUUUGUUCAGGGAGCUUCAAAGAUCAAAGGCACAGAUCCACGCAGCCCUCAAGCUGUUCAGGAAACGCGGUGCGAAAGGUAAAUCAGCAGCUGAGGCCGACGAGGACGGUGUGGUGGAAUGACUGAGGUUCUGGCACUCGUUCGUCAUUGCGAUGUACUCAUAGACAUGUCUGUUUGUCCACGACAUUCACUGUAGUCUUCAUUCAAUCUAUGUUCCGAAUGCG